AUGGAUAUCGUUCUGGGACUGCGAAUCAAGGGCGGAGUGCUGGUUGCCACUUCCAAGGCUGCCACCCGAGGUAUUUCCGUCAUCAAGGUCGGUGACGACAAGACCAGAGAACUCAACCCCAACACUCUGAUGGCCUACACCGGAGAGGCAGGAGACACAGUCCAGUUUGCCGAGUACAUCAUGGCCAACACUCGACUGUACGGCAUCCGACACGACAUUGAGCUGUCUCCUUCUGCCGUCGCCUCCUUCACUCGAAACCAGCUGGCUAAGGCCCUGCGAUCACGAAAGCCCUAUCAGGUCAACGUCCUGAUUGCCGGAUUUGAUCCCAAGACUGAAAAGCCCACCCUCAAUCUCAUCGAUUACCUAGCCUCCAACGUGGAGUUGCCUUAUGCCGCUCACGGCUACGCCGCUUAUUACACAAUGUCGCUACUGGACCGACACUGGAAGGAGGGUAUGACCCAGGAGGAGGGAGUGGUCCUCAUGAGAAUGUGCAUCAAGGAGCUGCAGACCCGUCUGCCCGUGGAUUUCAAGGGCGUCUACGUCAAGGUCGUGGACAAGGAUGGCAUUCGAGACGUCUCUGCUCUGGUCUACCCCGACGAGUACCCAGAAGCUGAGGUGACUGAGGAGCUGGAGGUCCAGCAGGGAGAGAUCGCUGCUUAA
Yarrowia lipolytica CLIB122 is the source of this 660-nucleotide messenger RNA. RefSeq lists its product as uncharacterized. Gene Ontology annotation, biological process: proteasomal protein catabolic process. Lineage: Eukaryota; Fungi; Ascomycota; Dipodascomycetes; Dipodascales. Gene Ontology annotation, cellular component: proteasome core complex; proteasome core complex, beta-subunit complex; cytosol. The record is from RefSeq and is a predicted model, not a curated record.